AUGGAAGUCAUGCACGCAGAGGGCGGAGCUCCACCUCCCCCUGUUCCUGUGGGACUUGAGAACUUGUUGGCCAAUCAUGCAGCUGCUCUCCAACAAAUAGCUUCCAACCCGGAGCAGUUCCUGGUGGGUCUACAGGGGGUACCAGAUGAAGAGACCAUGAUGAACCUGGCCAUUGCUCUCAGUCUUCAGGAGGAGGCCGGAGGGAGUCCAGAGGCAAACCAGGCUCUGCAGGCUGCUCUGCAAGGUCUUGCAAUCCCGGUAGCUGCUCUCGAGGCGGGGCUGGGGAGGGGAGGGGGGCCGGGGGCCGGGGGGCAGGGCGGGAGAGAGAGAAGAGGAGGAGGAGGGUGGGAGGAGGAGGACGAACAAGACAGAGCUGUCUCUCAAGGUGAAGAGGAAGACGAGAGGGGCGGCGACGAGGAAGAGGGAGAGGGAGGAGGGGGAGAGGGGGAGGAAGGAUUUGGGGAGAUGCCCCAGGUGGUUUCGUUUGACGUACAGGGAGUGUCCUCUCACCGCCGAGAGGGAGAGGAGGAGGGGGACGGAGAUGGAAGAUCUCGCUCCAACAGUGAAGGGUCGUCUCUAUAUGAAAAUGUGAUGAGGGAAGCCACGGCAACGCCGUCCGAGGUUCGCGCUCCGUCUCCACGUGCCGUUCAGAGGAUGGCCUGCAAAGACCCCCGCAGUGCUGCCAUGGCAACAGGCUCCACCUCCACGGCGUCCAGAGAGCCGAGCUCGGAGACGGAAAUGGUCAACUACAGCAGUGGAGUUGAGGAUGACCCUGGUAUGGAUGAUCUCAGUGGUGUUGAUGAGAGUGACCGUACGCUGACAGAGACACUGAGCCAGAUGGAGUCCCCCUCCGGUGCGGCGGUGAGGGGGGAGGAGGUGGAGGGGGGAGGAGGGGAAGAACCAACUGACUCCCCCGCCAGACUGGCCGAACUGAGGAAGAAGGUACUGACGUGCAUGUUGGAGCAGCUGUACCUGGUGGAGGUGGCCGGAGGCAUGCGCUCUAUCUGCUUCAUGAAGUUGAUUCUGUUCAUUGCCGAGAACCUGGAGUGUAACAAAGAAGACUGCGAGUCUCUCGUCCACAUGCUCAAGACUUUCCUUAAACAACUCAUGCUCAGCAGAGAGGAUGUCAGUGAAAUGGUGGAGAGAACCCCUCAGAACGAAGUUCUCUUGCUGUAUCUGAGGUUCUUUAACAUUCUCAUGUCCCGCAAGAAGAUCAAACACGAAGAGGGCAAGCCAUCCUAUGCCUCCAAGAUGCUGUGGUUUGCGACAGCGAGGACCCUACUAACCGACCCUCACCUGCUGCCGUUCUGUCGGAGGUGUCUCAUUGUUGUCAUGGACAAGAAGCAGUGUCUUGAAGUGAGCGAGGAGCCGACACCGCUCGUCGGGGCGGUCCUCCAUCCUAAGUUUAACCCUCCUCUCACUGACCUCAGCCCCUUCUUCCAGAGACACUACGUGAAGGGAACCACGGAUAUCUUCAUUGCCUAUGGCCGCCUCCUCUCUGAGAUCACCCUCGUCCUUCCCAAUCAGCUGAGGAAGAUGAGUGAAGUUACAAAACACCUCCAGACCCCGGACCUAGGAACCAGGUGGAUUGACACUCUCUGUGACCUGCUGUUACUGUUGUGCGGCUCGAAAGAUAGCUACCGUCUCACCAGAGAUGUCCAUGCCCUCCACAGCUUCAUGAGAAACAUCAGGGAGAUAUGUCACUCUCGAGGGUUCAAUCCCGACAGAAAUCUCACUGGAAUCCCACUCAACCUCUCCUACAAGUCAACCCUCUCUCUGAUUGAGCAUCUGAAAGCAUGUGACGAGGUUGCCUGUACACGAACCUCAAACUGGCAGACUUUCUGCUUGGAGGACAAGACCACCCUUCCCUUCCUCUUUCAAACCCUCUUCCUUCUCGACGAGGGUAAGUCCCUGUCUCCACAGGACCAGACUAGAGUGGUGGAGCUUCUGUGGAGGAUGUGGGGAGACAUGCCCACCUACGGUUUGAAGGCCUCGCAGUUUGUCGACCUCCUCGGCUACUGUACCAUCAGCACACCUCACAUCAUGGAGAAAGAGACUCUGUGCCAGUCGUAUGUAGAGAGAGCCAUAGCUCUGCUCAGGACCCAGAACAAGAUGGUCGCCUCCCACCCAAACUCGCACAUCUACUCACAGCUCCUCUCCGUCGUCGACUUUGACGGCUACUACCUGGAGAACAAGCCGUGUCUGGUGUGCAACGACCCGGAGGUGCCCUACAGCCUCAUGAAACUCUAUCAGAUGAAGGCCGAGGUCCGCUACAGUCCCUCUAUGAUCCUCUGCAAACUCACCGGCUCCUUCACUCUAUCACAGGUGACACUGACGAUAUCGGACAUAAAGAGGUCUAAGAUGGUGAAGACUGUGAACGUCUACUACAGCAAUAGGACCAUGCAGAACAUCAUCGAACUCAAGAACAAGCGGAGUCUGUGGCUAAAGGCCCGGAGCCAGACACUCCUGCCCGGUCAGAAUGAAGUCAAGAUUGAUUUCCCUCUGCCCAUCAUUGCCUGCAAUAUCGUCAUUGAGUUUGCCGAGUUCUACGAGAACAUUCAGGGAGGGUCAGAGGUCUUGCAGUGUCCACGAUGCCAGGCUGCGGUGUCAGCCCAUCCUGGAGUCUGCUCUACUUGUGGGGAGAACGUAUACCAGUGCCACAAGUGCAGGGCCAUCAACUAUGAUGAGAAGGACCCCUUCCUCUGCAACUCGUGUGGCUUCAGCAAGUACGCCAAGUUUGAGCUGGUGGUUGAGGCCAGGACGUGUUCAGCAGUCGACCCCAUUGAAAACGAAGAAGAUCGCCAAAAAACCACGGCCCACAUCAGCCAGUUGCUGGAGCAGGCCGACAGGAUGUACAAGAUGUUGGUGACACGUCGCAACGAGCUGGACAGUCUUCUCACCUCCCUCGCCAGUGGCAUGCACAUUUCCACCCCCGUAAGAACUUACUCCACCCCUAGCUUGUCAUCACCAUCAUCCUCGGAGACCAGUGGUGUCCACAGGGGAAUACAACAGGUGGCCCAGCGCUACUGCGUGGAGUGCAAGUCGACGUACCUCGACCUGAGCAAGGUGGUCCAGGGGGUCCUCGCCUCCAGGAAGGAGCUCGUUAAGUACGACCAGAAGAAGGCGGAGCUGGGGGCGGUGCCUUCGGAGCCGUCCACUCCGGCUGUACUCUCAACUCCGCUUGGAUCUGAUGAGCUCCCUCCAUUCCCCGGAGCUCAUAUCCAUCAGAGCCACUGUUUUGGAUGCUCCUCGGCCGCCACCGAACAUUGCAUCACACUUCUCAAGGCCUUCGCCCACCGCCUGCAGACCCGACGACAGCUGGUGGCUCGAAACGUCAUCCGAGAACUGGUGGACUUUAACCUCCGCAACGGAGGCCCACAGAUGCAGCAGAAGAUCCGCGAACUCUUGUGCAUUGUCACGCGAGACGACGCUGCCGCUACCGCAGAGCUGAACAAAUACGUGUUUGAUCGAGUGUUGCAGCACAUGACCCAGAAUCGCACCACCCCCACCUUGGUAAGGACCUGCACACGGCACAGUGCAACCUUUAGACUUAUGUCUCAUGAUGUAGUUUCAAUGUAUGGGUGCGAUGGGUCCAUGUAUCAUGUAAUGACAAAUGUUUUUUUAUUUUAUGCAACCUUGUUCCAUGGGCCCAUUCACAGCUGUGUGUUGCGUUUUCUACAGGCGUCUAUGGUGAGACCAGAGAUUCUGUUGCUGACGACGUCACUCCGUAUGGAAGACAGCUGCUGGGAGCAGAGACUCAAAACAGUGGUCAGACUAUUCCGGAGGUCUCAGAACCACCCCAGUCCAGCAGUCACUGCAGCAGUCACUAUGCCUUGUCUCAAGAUAAUCCAGAGCCUCAUUGACCCCAAGGAGCCCACCACCACCAAGAACAAGGGGAAGACGGUGGCAGAGAUCAGCAGUGUGGGGAGAGGUGGCGACAGACUGAGAGUGAAGGCUGGGGAGUGGUUGGGAGGGAAAUCCACCUUCGAGACUUGGAGGGAAAAGGCCCAACAGAAAGAUGUGUCAGCGAUGGAGGCUGCAGAGCUACACAGACACAGGCUGGCUGAGAAAUACGCCACCAUCUGGAGGAGCAAAACCCAGAGAGCGCCCAAGGUCCCCUCCACACUGAAGCAGGUGUCGUGGCUUCGCUCCAUGCUGUUCAACAGCUCGUCUCAGUCUGCCCGUCAAGCGACGGCCAACAUCCUGUCGAGCCUGGCCUGCGGAGAGACGAGACAGCGGCAGGUCCUGGACCUCCUCUGCUCCUUCCUGGACGAGGUGACGGAGGCCGGGGAGCACGCCCAGGAGUUCCUGGAACUACUGAGGAAACUGACUGACUGCGGGGAGAGCAGCAGCAAGUGGAAGGCCUACCUGGCCAUGAGGGGAGUCCUGCCAAAGAUCGGGACACUCAUUGGGAAGGAGAUAGCUCACCUGCUGGAGCUGGAAGAGACCAGUCUCAGCUCCGACCUCUCCCAGGGCUACGCUCUCAAGAUGCUCACCUCUCUACUGCAGUCAUUUCUGAGCGUUGGGAGGAUCAAGCAACACUUCAAAGGUAGACUGGUUGGAAUGGUCCUGGACGGAUACCUCUCUCUACGCAGGCUCGUGAUUCAGAGGACCAAACGCGUGGACGAGACCCAGGAGCUUCUCCUGUCGAUGCUGGAGGACCUGACGUCGGGAGGGGAGGAGGAGAGGGAGGCCUUCAUGGCUCUCUGCGUCCAUUCUCUCAACAAACUCAAGAAGAACGACCUCGUCACUCCUGUCUUCAUCUUCGAGAGACUCUGCAACAUCAUCCGCCCCGAGGUGAAGGACGUCCAAGAAUUCUAUCUGUCACUGGAGAAGGAUCCUCAGCAGGAGGAGUUCCUGCAGGGCCGCAUGCAGGGGAACCCCUACCCUUCCUCCACCGCCGGCCUCGGUCCUCUCAUGAGAGACGUCAAGAACAAGAUCUGUACUGAUUGUGAGCUGGUGGCUCUGCUGGAGGAUGACACGGGGAUGGAGCUGCUGGUGUGCAACAAGAUUGUCUCCCUGGACCUCCCUGUCAAAGAUGUCUUCAAGAAGAUAUGGUGUGCCCAUUCCAAUCAUGGGGACUGUAUGAGAGUAGUGUACAGGAUGAGGGGUCUCCUGGGUGACGCCACGGAGGACAUGGUCGAGAAACUGGACGACGGUAAAGACAAGAACGUUGACGAGGAGCAGGAGUUCAAGAUGGCCGCCGUACUCAGCCGCUGCGAGGGGUUGGACGCCGUCAUGUGGCGACUUGGAUGUGUCCGCGACUUCAUCCAGGGUCACCAGCUGAUAUCGGCCGCUCUGAAACUCCUCGACUGCUGCAUCAAACUAGAGGUGAACCGUCAGUAUCUGCUCCAGCCACAUCUCAAUACUGUCAACACUCUUCUGGCUGUGUUCAACCUGGCUGUGGACUAUGAAGACCAACACAACACCAAACUGGGAGCCGACGUCUGUGAACACGUGCUGGAGGUGACGGAGAAGAUCCUGCAGGAGGCCAGCAGCAACCGCCCGGUCCUCACACGAUCUCUCAGCCAGCCCCACAUCUCGGCCAAGUUUGUCCAGUCAAACCCGUCUGUCCGGGACAGGCUCCUCCAGAUUAUCCCGUUCCUCACGUUUGGCGACGUGGACAACAUGAACACUCUCCUGGACUACUUCUCUCCCCAUCUCGACUUCGACCAGUUUGAUGCUCAGGUUUCUCCUGAGACUAGGACCUACUUUGACUGUUUCUGUGUCGUCACCAACGGAAUAGGAAGUGACCCGAGUGGUAACAAGCUGAAGGAGCUGAUCAUGGAGAAAGGCAUCACCAGCUCAAUCGUCAACUACCUCCAGACAAAGUACGUCGGUGGAUUCCCCGGAGUGGCAGCACUGUCUCAGUCUCCCCUCCGUCUCCUACGUCCUCCGGAUGCUGGCCGGCCUCUGCAAGCAGCACGCAGAGACCCAGGUGGCGGCCAUAUCGGCCGUGGAGAAGGUCCACCUCUUGGAGCAAGUCUCGACGAGAAACACCUGGGAACACUGGCAGAGAAUGUUCUAGAAACUAUGAUGGAGAAUGCAGAAUGCCAGAGAGAGAUCAAGGCGGUUCGUAAGGCCACUCGAGAGGAGAAGAAACGCAAGGCCAUGGCUCUGAGGAAGAAGGAGCUCGGGGCACUUGGCAUGCAAUUGAAUGAGAAGGGACAGGUGGUGGCUAUAUCCCAGCUGCUGAAUGAGCUCGGGUCACUGGAGGAGGAGACUGGCCUCAAAUGCUGCAUCUGUCUCGAGGGCUACCGCAGCCACCCACAGAAGGUGUUGGGAGUGUACACAUUCUCAAAGAAGGUGACUCUGGAUGAGUUUGAGAGCAAGCCACGGAAGACUAUGGGCAUCUGUACCGUGUCCCACUUCAACGUUGUCCAUUACGACUGCCACUCUUCUGCCGUGAAGCUGGCUAGAGGUAGAGAUGAAUGGGAGAGUGCCAUGCUCCAAAACGCCAACACGCGGUGCAAUGGACUCAUGCCUAUCUGGGGACCCAACAUUACUGACUCCUCUUUCGCUAGUAGCCUGGCAAGGCACACUAGUUACCUCCAAGAGUCGACGAGCAUCUUCGACCCGUCGUUCCUCAUCCUGGCCCACGACAUCCGCCUCCUCCUCCUCCGGUUCGCCUACGAGAAGUCGUUCAGUGCAGAGAGCGGUGGGGGAGGUCCUCAAAGCAACCUGCACCUAGUCCCCUACCUCAUGCACAUUGCCAUCUACGUCCUCAACACGACUCGGGCGUUUCAGAAAGAAGAGAAUAGUCUGGCCACCUUCCUAUCAGCUCCUCUGGAUAAGUGGGUGGCCUCCUCCUAUGAGUUGGAUGGGCCGCUGUAUGCGGUGGUGGUGUCUCUUUUCAUUCAAACCCUGGCUCAGUGGAAAGAGCAUCGACUGGCCUUCCUGAGAAGGCUCCUGAUACUGGCACACACACGGAAAUCCAGUUCCUCUCUCGUCAAGACGUUUUCAAACUCUGAACCGGUGGAAUAUGCUGUUUACAAACCAGUGGUGGUGCUCUUUGGACUAGUAGAUGGAUUGCAUCACAUGCUGAAGGCAAAGGUGACUGUGGAGGGAUCAGAUUUGCCACAUGCCGUACUGGACUACAUCAGAAACAAUGACGUUGCCAUCCUCGAAGGCUGUGACAAGAUGCUGUCAAAGUACCAGGAAGAGUUACUAACUGCAGAGUCUUUUGAAGAAGUGUGUGACGUGUUGGGUCUUCUGGGGGAAAUAGACCAACCAUCUGCCUUCCUGACUGAACUACUGGCAUCGGUGUCCCAGAAGUGACACAUUUUAACUCUGUAAACUGUAUGAUAGUUGGUAGGGUGUGUGUAUCAGUAGUUUAGAAAUCAUAAAUGAUGAGAUUAUAACUAUAGCUACCAUAGCUUGCAGCACGUGGAGUACUGUCUGUCUGUCUGUUACUCUACAUCUCACCUCUCGAAUGUCU
This is a messenger RNA of Geodia barretti, 7438 nucleotides long. Lineage: Eukaryota; Metazoa; Porifera; Demospongiae; Tetractinellida; Geodiidae. The record is from the annotation of a GenBank genome assembly.